This is a messenger RNA of Aquila chrysaetos chrysaetos, 5525 nucleotides long. It is a transcript of the gene GRIP1, whose product is annotated as glutamate receptor interacting protein 1. Lineage: Eukaryota; Metazoa; Chordata; Aves; Accipitriformes; Accipitridae. Bases 473 to 4132 code for a protein of 1219 amino acids. Gene Ontology annotation, biological process: neurotransmitter receptor transport, endosome to postsynaptic membrane. The transcript has 26 exons. The record is from RefSeq and is a predicted model, not a curated record. Gene Ontology annotation, molecular function: nuclear glucocorticoid receptor binding.
AACCUGUUUUGCCUUGAGAUGUGGUUCAGUCCAUUGACUAACAUCGAUCCCCGCCUCCCAGCCCCUCUUCAAAUGAUGGAGACACAGGACAGGGAGCUCUCAGUGCUGGGCUUCCCCUUGCUGGCAGGCAGGUCUCUUCAACUUUGUCCUCUGCUGUUUAAUAACUGCUUGAAAUCCUGACUUUCUCCUUUAGCUUUAAUAUUUUCUUCCUUUGUCUGUCUUCAUGUUGACAUAUUCUAGUCAGUAGAUUUGAUAAAGUCCACUCCCCCCCCCCUUUUUUUUUUUUUCUAAAAGGGAAAACAAUAUGCUUCCUAGUCACAGCUGAGAUAAGGGAGGGGUUUCUUAGUGGUACGGGAGCGGCUGGUCGGAGGCUGCCGCUUUGCUCCAGUGCUUGCGGUCGGUUCAUGCUGGGACAGCUCUUUGUGAAGCAGAGGGCGAAGGGGGCUGCCGGCUGGUGCUGCUGAGGAAGGAGAUGGAGCGCUUCUUGGGCUUCGUCAAGCAGAUAAGGAGAUCGAGAAGAAGAAAAGGCAAAAAGUACCGGCCGGAGGAGGAUUACCACGAGGGCUACGAGGACGUCUACUAUUAUGCCUCAGAGCAUUUUCGAAAUGAGAGUCCUUACACAAAGUCUGCAAACCAGGCAAAGGCACCUGAUGGAGCACUGUCUGUGAGGAGACAGAGUAUUCCAGAGGAAUUCAAGGGCUCAACAAUAGUUGAAUUAAUGAAAAAAGAAGGCACCACCCUAGGGCUUACAGUAUCGGGUGGAAUCGACAAGGAUGGGAAACCAAGAGUAUCUAACCUUCGUCAAGGAGGAAUCGCUGCUAGGAGUGACCAGCUGGAUGUAGGGGACUACAUCAAAUCUGUGAAUGGAAUCAACCUGACCAAAUUUCGCCACGAUGAGAUCAUCAGCCUGCUCAAGAACGUUGGCGAGAGGGUUGUUUUAGAAGUGGAGUAUGAGCUGCCUCCAGUCUCUGUACAAGGAUCGGGUCUCAUCUUUAGAACAGUGGAAGUUACUUUACAUAAAGAGGGGAACACUUUCGGAUUUGUAAUAAGAGGUGGAGCACACGAUGACAGAAAUAAAUCUCGUCCUGUUGUAAUAACAUGUGUUAGACCUGGAGGGCCUGCUGACAGAGAGGGCACAAUCAAGCCCGGAGACAGGCUGCUGAGUGUUGAUGGGAUCCGACUGCUCGGAACAACACAUGCUGAAGCCAUGAGUAUUCUCAAACAAUGCGGACAGGAGGCGACUCUGCUGGUUGAAUACGAUGUCUCAGUGAUGGAUUCCGUAGCAACAGCGUCUGGGCCACUGCUAGUUGAAGUUGCCAAAACUCCUGGUGCUGCUCUUGGGGUUGCACUAACUACCUCGAUGUGCUGCAACAAACAGGUCAUUGUCAUAGACAAAAUCAAAUCUGCGAGUAUUGCAGACAGAUGUGGUGCAUUACAUGUAGGAGACCAUAUUCUGUCCAUUGACGGCACCAGCAUGGAGUACUGUACGCUUGCAGAAGCAACGCAAUUUUUGGCUAAUGCAGCGGAUAAUGUCAAACUUGAGAUCCUUCCUCACCACCAGACACGGCUAGCACUGAAAGGCCCGGAGCACGUGAAGGUUCAAAGAAGCAACAGGCAACUUACCUGGGACUCGUGUGCCAACAGCCACAGCAGCCUCCUCACCUACCACCAUUAUAACACCUACCACCCUGACCAUUGCAGGAUGCCAGCCUUGAAAAUCCAGAAAGCGUCUCCUCAAAAAAGCCUUCCUUUGGUGUCUUCAUCCUUCUCUCCUACCUCCAUGAGUGCAUACAGCCUGAGUUCCCUGAACAUGGGGACCUUACCUCGCAGCCUCUACUCCACCAGCCCGCGUGGGACAAUGAUGAGGCGGAGGAUGAAAAAGAAGGACUUCAAAAGCUCCUUGUCCUUAGCCUCUAGCACUGUUGGUUUGGCUGGGCAGGUCGUCCACACAGAAACCACAGAAGUAGUGCUGACAGCUGACCCCAUAGUAGGGUUUGGGAUACAGCUCCAGGGUAGCGUGUUUGCUACUGAGACCUUGUCUUCUCCACCUCUCAUUUCCUAUAUUGAGUCUGACAGUCCGGCGGAAAGGUGUGGGGUGCUGCAAAUAGGAGACAGAAUAGUGGCAAUAAACGGUGUCCCGACGGAAGACAGCACAUUUGAUGAGGCCAAUCAACUGCUCAGAGACUCCUCUAUCACCAACAAGGUCACUUUGGAAAUAGAAUUUGAUGUUGCAGAAUCAGUUAUACCAAGCAGUGGAACAUUUCAUGUAAAACUACCAAAGAAGCAUAAUGUGGAACUUGGCAUCACCAUAAGUUCUCCAUCCAGUAGAAAACCAGGGGACCCUCUGGUUAUUUCUGAUAUCAAGAAAGGAAGUGUUGCUCACAGAACUGGGACACUCGAACUGGGUGAUAAGUUGCUUGCAAUAGAUAACAUUCGACUUGACAAUUGCUCAAUGGAAGAUGCUGUCCAGAUCCUUCAGCACUGUGAGGACCUUGUAAAGUUAAAGAUCCGCAAAGAUGAAGAUAAUUCCGAUGAACAAGAGAGCUCUGGAGCAAUUAUUUAUACUGUUGAGCUCAAGCGCUAUGGUGGGCCUCUUGGAAUUACAAUCUCUGGUACUGAGGAGCCUUUUGAUCCCAUAAUCAUUUCCAGCCUUACAAAAGGAGGAUUAGCUGAAAGGACUGGGGCAAUUCACAUAGGAGACAGAAUCCUAGCAAUAAACAGUAGCAGUCUGAAAGGAAAACCUUUGAGUGAAGCCAUUCAUUUAUUACAGAUGGCAGGAGAAACUGUCACCUUGAAAAUCAAGAAGCAGACAGAUGCUACCAGUCCCAAGAAAUUUUCUGUCCCUGUGGGUCACAUAAGUGAACUGAGUGAUGCUGAAGAUGAAACCUCUGCUGCACAGAAAUCUGGCAAACUCUCAGACAUCUAUUCCACUACAGUCCCAAGUGUUGACAGCGCCGUAGAGUCAUGGGAUGGCUCUGGUAUUGAUACCAGCUUUGGAAAUCAAGGACACAGCUAUCAGGCUUCGGGAUACAACUUCAAUACCUAUGAAUGGAGGAGUCCCAAACAGACUAGUUUGUCCCCUCCAAGCAAACCACGAAACCACCCAUUUCACGAUACAGGGCUGAGUGAUGACGAAUGGGACCGACCUCCAGCAAGCAGCACAGCUUCCAAGAAUAUGUGGCAACAGAAGGAGACUGAGACAUUGGGAGAGAACCGAGAAAACCAGUUAAAGCAAACUUCUGUAGAAAGAGCAGGGGGAGACAUCAGGAGCAUGAAGAAAGAGGGCAAGAUGUGGAAGGGUGCCUCUGGUGGGCAAAGGAAAGGUGGGGGACAGCUGGAAGAGUGGAACACUUCCAGCUUCGCAGGUACCCAUGAUAACACCGAGGCUGACCAGGAGGAAAAUUUCUGGUCUCAGGCUCUGGAGGAUUUAGAGACCUGUGGCCAGUCAGGAAUUCUGAGGGAACUAGAGGACAAGGCUGACAGGCGUCUGUGUUUGAGAAACAUGACUCUCUUGGCCACAAUUAUGUCAGGAAGUACAAUGAGUUUGAAUCAUGAAAACCCACAACCUCGUAAUCAGCUGGGAAGACAAGCCAGCUUCCAGGAAAGAAGUACUGUACGGCCACAUUACAGUCAAGCUACUCGUAGCAACACAUUGCCAUCGGAUGUGGGGAGAAAGUCCAUGGUUCUGAGAAAAAUUAAGCAAGAAAUGAAAGAAAUCAUGUCACCAACUCCUGUGGAGUUACACAAGGUAACUUUGUACAAGGACUCUGAUGGAGAAGACUUUGGGUUCAGUGUCUCAGAUGGUUUAUUGGAAAAAGGAGUGUAUGUUAAAAACAUUCGACCAGCUGGCCCUGGCGAUCUGGGAGGUUUAAAACCAUACGACAGACUUCUACAGGUAAACCACGUUCGCACCAGAGACUUUGACUGCUGUCUAGUUGUGCCCCUCAUCGCAGAAUCUGGCAAUAAGCUGGAACUGGUGAUUAGCAGAAACCCGCUGGCAUCUCAGAAAGGAAGCUCAGAACAACAGACUUCAGCGAGUGGGGAGUGGAGCGAUCAGAACAAUGCCUUCCUUCAAAAGAGUGGACACGCUAGUGUUAAUGCAGAGACACGGGAUCCUACAAAUACAUUAUAGCAGAAAAUCAUUUUAGUGGGACAUUCGGUAACGAAAGACAAUUAUGGUGCUAAAUCCCUCUAAGAUUUCUCUGAGAUUGAGGCUCAGAUGCUAUCUAGCACUGAAAAGCACAGGAGGUCAGUCUGUCUGUCUCAAGGCUUAUAUUAAUUCUUGGUUACUUUUGAAAAAGUUUUAAUUCUUCAUUUAGUCAAGUCAUUCCAUUCUGAACAGUCUAGCAUUAGCAACAGUACAAAAAAAUCGUAAGGGCCUUUUCCCCCCGCCCAAGUAAGAAACUGGGGAGAUAUUUUAAACAUGAUUUAAAUGUUCCUCUCCCUUCAGCAGCAGCUGCUGUUUGAGGGAAAAGCACGGAGUUAACCUCUGGUACCAGCAGUGGUCCAGGUUACAUGGUUUUUAAAAACAUUUUAUUAGAAAGGAGCUGUCUGACGGACAAGGAAGAGCAGUAUGCUGCACUGGGUUGUCUUUGUUAAAUGGCUAGAUCUGUAAUUUUGGGGACCUUUAUUCUGCCGGCAAGAAGGGUGCAUGGUGUAGAAGUUUUAACAGAAUGGUUGCAGGAAGCUGCAGUAUGGGGUGAAUGUUACUCCCCCACCUCGGUAAAUUCUGUUACAGCGUAUGUUACUCCCUAUGCAAUGAAAUGUUUAAUGGUGUGUCUGGCAACCUGUGGGGAUUUUUACAGAGAGACCUUUUUAAUGGGAUAAAACCUCUGAAGAAGGAUUACUGAUGAGUAAAACUGAAAUGAGUUCAGACAAAUUAGAGAGGUUUUAAAAGAAAAUGGCUUUUUUUAAACUAUGUCAGUGGAAGAUUGAUACAAAAGCUCUUAAAUGAUCCACAAACCUGUAAACUUGUACUGUCACACGUGAGCUUUUUAAGUCGGUCAACAAUUUCUUGAAGGGACAAAAGUCGCAUUUAAUAUGCUGUUUUCAGCCUUCUUUAUGAUAAACAUUACCCCCUGCAACACGUUUUUAGAAUUUAAAAUUGUAAAUAUAUUUUACAAACACAUCACACAGAUUCUCUCCUCUCCCCCCAAGCAAUAAAAUACUGCCAGUUGCUUUAUAUGCUCACCAGCAGCUGCUUUGGUUUAUUCCAGUAUUCAAGUUGUUAUUAGUAAUUCUUGUUAUUGGUGAAUAUAAAGAUACUGGAUUUGUACAUUUGUAGAGUCUCCAUAUCUCAGCAAUCACCUUACAGAGUUGUUUCUGGUCACUUUAACCUGUUUAACUGUAUCCCUGUUGCUGUUUCCAAUACAUGAACAAGCUCACCUGCCUUGCACACAAAAGUAUCUCUGAUUUCUAUUUAUUUCAGCACUGCCAGAGGAGGUCAGAAUGACAUUCAAUACUGAAUCAUGUUAAAAAAAAAAAAAAAAAAAGAAAAAAGAAAACAACCAACUUCAUGAGUCACU